GACGGACAUGGCUGCUUCUUCAUCGUGCCGGUCAUCGUCAAUACGGGGGGCAGCGCUUACAAUCGCCCCAUCAUCAGCGACAUCCUCCUCAAGCACUUCAUCCCGAAGUUUGACCGAGCCAUUUGGGGUGAGAAGAGCACCAAGGGCAAAAUUCACCUCCCAACCCCUUUAGGAGACAAUUUUAACCUUGGAGCGCAAGGAUGGAAUGAUGCAAGGGAGAAGGACUGCUGUUUGCAUGUUUUUCAAGGCAUAUGGCUGGAAUUUCCGAACUUGCAUUUGGAGCUGGACAACAUAGCAAAGGAGGAAGCCAUUAUGUACAACUUGGUGGGGCACGAGUUGGCAGAUGUGAUUGUGGUGUGCAAUCACUUGGCUAGUGUUCUUCAGGUUUUGAGGGAAGGCAAGAAGGGCGAAGACUUUCUACAUGAAUACUACAAUCUCACGGUGGAGGCGACAGCAAGGGGCUUCAAGCAUGUGGGCGCAACGGCGGAUGGCAUCAAACGUGAAGUGGAAAGCAUGAUGCUUGACCCGAUGACAGAUUGGGGAAAGAGUUCCUUGCCGGUGCCGGCGCACUUGUGGAAAUUCCCGCCCAAAUAG
This is a messenger RNA of Symbiodinium necroappetens, 594 nucleotides long. The record is from the annotation of a GenBank genome assembly. Lineage: Eukaryota; Dinophyceae; Suessiales; Symbiodiniaceae.